AUGGGCACGUUCGUGACGCUGGCGGAGGUGUGUGAGGAGAGAGGGGCUCCGCUGGAGGAGCGGGAGGUGUGGUCACUUCUCAUCGCCGCCAGCCAGGCCCUCAGAGACCUCUUCAGCAAAGGUUCUGGAGGUGCCUGCAGCGUGAUCACUCCGGGCUCGCUGCUGCUCUCCUCUGCUGGGGGCGUGGCCUUUAAGUCAUGUGCUCGCUUUGAGGGCGUCGCCUCCUUCACCGCUCCCGAGACCACGCAGAGCCGCAGUGCCUCCAGCAGAGCCAACCCAGAGAAGAUGUCUGUGUAUUCUCUGGGAAUGACUCUUUACUGGACGGUGGAUUAUCAACUUCCCUCUAACCAGCCGGUUCUGCUGAGUGAGCGUCUGAACAACCUGCUGCUGAGCAUGUGUGAGGAGUGUGUGUCGCUUCGCUCCGAUCUGCAAGACGUGCUGGAAGUGUGUGAACAGCACCACCGACACACACCUCUGCCCCCCCACGAGCGCGUCAUACGCCAGCUAGUAGAGGACGUCCAGCAAGACCCGGAGAACCCUGUUGCCACCGGUUCCAACCAGCUCACGGACCGCAGCCAGACCGUCAGAGACAGGCUGAGGGGCUUGAAUCAGCAGUGCACAAGCUGGACCAACAGAGGCAGGAACUCCCUCAGCCAGCCCCUCAAGACCGACCAGCUACGUAGCAGGAGCCCCCUGCUGGACGGGGUCAGAACUCCACGGCCCACUGACUCCUUUGGCUCGUCCUUCAGCCUGGCCGAGAGGAAGCUCAAGAACUCGGGUCCAGAGUUUGUCAGAAUGCUGGAGGAGCCGCUGAUCAUCCUGGAGCUUCCAGAAUCCAUCGUGUCGAAGAAGGGCAAGUCGGGGGCGACCCAGCGGGACCUGCGGGUGUUCAUGCCCAGCGGGCAGUGCAUCAUGGUCAAGUGCGACGUCAAGUCCAAAGCUGGCGACGUCUUCGACAUGAUCAUCGCCCACACCAACCUCGUGGAGCACUUCUACUUUGGCCUCGCAUACUGCCACGAGGAGGAGUUCUACUUCCUGGACAGUGACACGAAGCUCUGCAAGGUGGCGCCAGAGAGCUGGAAGAAGGUGCCCACGUCCUCAUUCGCCCUGCACUUCAGGAUCAAGUUCUUCAUAUCCGACAUCACGCUACUCCUACACAAGCUGACGCGUCACCAGUACUACCUGCAGCUGAGGAGAGACCUGCUGGAGGAGCGGCUGCUGUGUGAUGUGGAGACGGAACUCUUCCUCGCCGCCCUGGCCUUACAGGCAGAGUAUGGGGACUGCUUACCUGAGGUGUAUGGGAAGAACUACUACCGGCCCGAGCACUAUGUGUGUAAGAGUGUGUUGGCCAAGAUGGCCGUCCCGUGCCUGAAGGACGAGCUGAUACGGUUGCAUGGCAACAAUGCCAACAUGACGACAGAGGAUUCUGAGCUGGAGUUCCUAAUGUCGGCGCAGCAGCUGGCGGACUACGGCGUGCUGUUCCACCGCGUGGCGCGCGAGAAGAAGCAAGGCAUCAUGGGAGAUACGCUGCUCGGCGUGUGCACCAAGGGCGUCCUCGUCUACGACGUCAAGAACACACUCCGCACCGUCAGCAUGAGGUUCCACUGGAGAGAGACCCUCAGCAUCUCCUCCUCCAAGCGGAAGUUCAUCAUCGAGAGCAGCACCAGUAAGAAGAAGCACACCUUUCACACGGAACGAUCUCACAUCGCCAAGUACCUGUGUGAGCUGUGUUCCGCACAGCACAAGUUCCACAAGGAGAUGAACUCCCGCCAGCUCAGCCACAGUGUCACCUCAGAGGAGAACAUCGUGCAGUACGCCACAGUGUUCCGUGCGCAGAACAGUGCCAUGGCCCGGCGUCUGUCCACCUCGGACAGCGGCCACCUAAACCACGCCCACCUAUCCCAGAAUUCCCUCUGCGGCCCCGGCGGGCUGCCCCGCGCCGACAGCGUCACAGGAAGUGACAUGAACAGGCUGUGCGAGGACAUCGCCACGCGCCUGCAGGCCAAGAUACGCCAGCAGAGAGAUUCACUAAGUGCCAGUAGUACUCCGGUCAUGAGGAGGGUCAUGGCGACGACCCCAGAGAUGCCCAGACGAGCAGAGACGCCCGUCGCCUCCCCUGUGUUUAGAGCGGACACACUACCCAACAAAAUCCGAGACCGGGAGACCGUGUGUGUGACACUCAGAAAGGACCCUCAACUUGGCCUUGGUAUAGUGAUUGUAGGAGAGGACACCACGGGGAGGUUGGAUCUGGGAAUCUUCAUCGCCUCAGUAGUACCAGGGGGACCAGCAGAUCGGGAUGGACGCAUCAAGCCAGGUGGUCGUCUCAUCUCCCUCAACCAGAUCAGCCUGGAGGGGGUGACCUUCACGGAAGCCGCUGAGAUCAUGCAGAACAGUUCCCAUGAGGUCGAACUCAUCAUCUCACAGCCAAAGGGUACGUUGCGGUCUCCGUGUGUGGGCCGUAUCCUGCCGAGGAACUACGACUCCCAGAGUACCUUGCUGCUGAGCGACGGGCGGCAGACGGACGAGGAACUGGACGAGCUGGUGACCGUCAUGAUGACCCCCAAAGCCGGUUUACACGUGCCUGAGGUCCGGAUACGCAACGCACAGGACAGCCCCUCUCUGUCUGGCUCCUGCAGCAGUUUGAGGCCAGAGGAGUUUACUGUGGAGCUGAGGAAGGAGUCAGGAAGCCUGGGCAUCAGCAUCGCUGCUGCAGUGAACUCAAACAACCAGCAGAAAGGAAUUUACAUCAAGAACCUGAUGCCGGGGGGUGUGGCCGAGCUGAGUGGUCGUAUCCAAUCAGGUGACCGGUUGCUGGAGGUGGACGGUGUUCGGCUGGAUACUUUGACCAAUCAACAGGCUGCAGAGCGCCUCUCCAAGGCAGGGGAGAUUGUGACGCUGGUUCUGGAGCGAGAGCCGGUCUUGGUACCACGGCGAUAUGUCGGUCCAGACAGGAGAAGCACCCUGAUGGCUCCUAGCAACGCCUCCCUACGUAACAACAGCUGCCCUGCCAUCACCAUGACAACGCCUUUCUCCAGCCAUCCCAAAGACUACAGCUUCGUGUCUGAUGGUGAGGGUUCAGCACAAAGCAGCACACACACACCACCACCGAUUACUGCAUCACCAUGA
Messenger RNA from Sardina pilchardus (European sardine), 3126 nucleotides. It is a transcript of the gene frmpd2, whose product is annotated as FERM and PDZ domain containing 2. Gene Ontology annotation, molecular function: protein binding. Lineage: Eukaryota; Metazoa; Chordata; Actinopteri; Clupeiformes; Clupeidae. Gene Ontology annotation, cellular component: cytoskeleton. The record is from RefSeq and is a predicted model, not a curated record. The coding region runs from base 1 to 3126 and encodes 1041 amino acids. The transcript has 24 exons.